AACUCCCCGCCCCACCGCUCCCCCGUCAGUAUAUAAGCAACUGGAGACCUUGAGGGAAACACAGACGGUCGCAGGAGCUCGUCGGGUCAACAUGAGGUCUGUACUGGUAAUCCUCGCUUUGGCGGCCGCGGUUGUAACGGCGGCGCCCCAGAAUACCAAGCGGAAGGAGAGGCAGGUGGUGGUGACGAACCCUCUCAACUACCCCUCGCUGCUCUACAUCAACUCGGCCGCGGGACACGCCAGAACCACCAACUCGAACUCAAGCAGCUCCCCAAUCUUCGAACUCAUCCUCUACCCCGCUGACCCUGACCCUCCAAGCCCCAAGUUCGCCGUGGUUGUCCUGGGCGGGGGAGAGGCCACGGGUACCAUCAAACUGACCCAGAACGCGCCGCCCACAGGGGAGGUACGCAUCGAGGGGACCAUCUCCAACCUAACCCCCGGCCUCCACGGCUUCCACAUCCACGAGAAGGGAAGUCUGGAGCUCGGAUGCGUCUCGGCGGGCGGCCAUUAUGACCCGUUCAAGCGUGACCACGGCUCGCCUCAAAACCUCGAGCGCCACGUGGGUGACCUCGGGAACAUCCUCGCGGACGAAACCGGCAUCGCGGUCGUCAACAUCACCGACCCGCUCGUCACGCUGGUGGGGCCGAGGUCGGUGGUCGGGCGCGCUCUUGUCGUCCACGCCGGGGAGGACGACCUGGGCAAAGGCGGACACCCCACCAGCCUCACGACGGGCAACGCUGGCGGCCGCGUGGGGUGUGGCGUCAUAGGGAUCGCUUAAGUUGAGGUUGUGGCGGACACACACACACACACACACACACACACACACACACACACAGGCACUACUUCGGUAUAGGAAUCGCUUAUUUGAAGGCUGUGGCAGAGACGAUACACAUAGGUCCUAAUUUGUUACAGGGAUCGCUGAGAAAGAGGCCGGAAUUCCCAGACGAUCCACUAUUUCCAGAGGUCGAAAAGCAAAUUAAUCGGGUUUUAAUGAGUGGGCUUUUUUUUAAAUUAUGGUAUACAGGAGAAGGGUCACACUACUACAAGGGUUAUAAAUCUACCCCUGGAACUGCCACACACACUCAUCACCACCACAUAACCCCAUACACUUUUUCACUUAAUUCCACAACCACGCACUACCACCUUAACGUCACAACCAACAUACUCAUCAACACGUUCACUACCACCUGACACCACACACCAACACCAACACCACUCAUCACCGUAUUCACCACCACCACCACGGCACGCAGCGUCUCUAGAUCUACACCACACACCCUUCACCACAAUACUUCUUCACCAGUUAGAAUCACGAUAUCAGAAGUGUGUGUAAGACGGGAGAAGUAUAUGACGGACAAGGUGUGAGACGGAAAACAAGAAAACAGUCACCCAUUAAAGAAGUACAAUCGUGAAAGAGACACUGGCAGAUUAAGUUUAGGAGCAGUUUAGGAGCAGUAAGUAGAGGGCUUUUUUUUAAUCAUUAUUGUUUUCUUUUUAUUUUACGCCCUUGCACUGUCUCCUCUGCUGUAAAAAAAAAAAAUAGUGGAUGAAAACAAAAAACUUGGCCCGGCUUACGAAAAUAUAGACAUGUUGAACGAAAGAUUAAGAAAUGAUAAAGGUGGAAAAAUAAAUAAAAGGUCCAGAUUACAAAAAUUAUAUAGAGAUGUUGAAAGAAAGAAAAUAAAUAGGUUAAUGAGGUGAAAUAAGCAAGAGUAGGGAUGCUGAACGAAAGGAGGAGAAAAGGUAAGUUGAAGAAGUAGAUCCAAGUUACUAAAAUUAUUACAUGUUGAACGAAAGAAAAAAAUAGGUUAAGGAAGGGAAAAAAAACAUAACGAGGUACAAAUUACACAUAAAUAAAGACAUGCUAAACGGAAUAAAAAGAAAAGGCAUGCUGAACGAAAGAAGAAGAAAAGGUAAGUUGAAGAAGUAGAUCCAAGUUACUAAACGAAAGAAAAGAAAUAGGUUAAGGAAGGAAAAAAAUAUAACGAGGCCCAAAUUACACAUAAAUAAAGACAUGCUAAGGGAAAUAAAAAGAAUGAUAGGAUAAGAAAGAGGGAAUAAAUAAAGCAAGGCCCGGAUAACACAGACAUAUUAAACGAUAGAAAAAAAAUAAGAAAGGAAAAUGAAAUGAUGCAAGAGGAAAAGGAAAACAAGACUGAAAAAAGUAUUAGAAAGUCACAAUACACAAAGCUUAGUACAAAAAAGAGAAAAAUGAACCACUUAUUACUGACCUAUUGCAAACUGAUCUAUACGUUAGGUGCAGCGAAACUCAUACCGUAUUUAUAACGUAAUGCGAAGUUAGUGAUGUUGAUAUUGGAGAUGUAAAGACGGAGUGAGCGAGAACGAUAUAUAUUAAUAAACCUUUGAAGAAA
Messenger RNA from Eriocheir sinensis (Chinese mitten crab), 2372 nucleotides. Its product is annotated as superoxide dismutase [Cu-Zn]-like. Gene Ontology annotation, molecular function: copper ion binding; superoxide dismutase activity. The record is from RefSeq and is a predicted model, not a curated record. Bases 92 to 778 code for a protein of 228 amino acids. Gene Ontology annotation, biological process: removal of superoxide radicals. The transcript has 4 exons. NCBI's taxonomy places the organism in Eukaryota, Metazoa, Arthropoda, Malacostraca, Decapoda, Varunidae.